Sceloporus undulatus (fence lizard) is the source of this 1902-nucleotide messenger RNA. RefSeq names its product histone deacetylase 2 (gene HDAC2). The record is from RefSeq and is a predicted model, not a curated record. Gene Ontology annotation, molecular function: histone deacetylase activity. NCBI's taxonomy places the organism in Eukaryota, Metazoa, Chordata, Lepidosauria, Squamata, Phrynosomatidae.
CCUUCGUGACGCAGCCCCGCCCUCCCUCGGCGCAAGGCAUCUCCGGCUCCGCUUUUUUGGUCCAGAGAGCCCCCCGUCAGACGGCUUCCAUGGCGUACAGUCAGGGAGGCGGCAAGAAGAAAGUCUGUUACUACUAUGACGGUGAUAUUGGGAACUAUUAUUAUGGACAGGGACACCCAAUGAAACCUCACAGGAUUCGCAUGACCCACAACUUGCUACUAAAUUAUGGCUUGUACAGAAAAAUGGAAAUCUAUCGACCCCACAAAGCCACAGCAGAAGAAAUGACGAAAUACCACAGUGAUGAGUACAUCAAAUUUCUUCGCUCAAUAAGACCUGACAAUAUGUCUGAAUAUAGCAAACAGAUGCAAAGAUUUAAUGUUGGGGAAGACUGUCCUGUGUUUGAUGGACUUUUUGAAUUCUGUCAACUGUCAACUGGAGGUUCUGUAGCUGGAGCAGUAAAAUUAAACAGACAACAAACAGACAUGGCUGUUAAUUGGGCUGGAGGACUUCAUCAUGCAAAGAAAUCUGAAGCAUCUGGUUUCUGUUAUGUCAAUGAUAUUGUGCUUGCUAUUCUUGAAUUACUGAAGUACCACCAAAGAGUGUUGUACAUUGAUAUUGAUAUUCAUCAUGGUGAUGGUGUUGAAGAAGCAUUUUAUACAACAGAUCGUGUUAUGACUGUAUCAUUCCAUAAAUAUGGUGAAUAUUUCCCUGGUACAGGGGAUUUGAGGGAUAUAGGUGCUGGAAAAGGCAAAUAUUAUGCUGUCAACUUUCCAAUGAGAGAUGGAAUUGAUGAUGAGUCAUAUGGACAGAUAUUUAAACCUAUUAUAUCCAAAGUUAUGGAGAUGUAUCAACCUAGUGCUGUGGUGCUGCAAUGUGGAGCAGAUUCACUGUCUGGUGACAGGCUUGGGUGUUUUAAUCUUACUGUCAAAGGUCAUGCUAAGUGUGUGGAAGUUGUGAAAACUUUCAACUUGCCUCUUCUUAUGCUUGGAGGAGGUGGAUAUACCAUACGUAAUGUCGCUCGGUGCUGGACGUAUGAGACUGCUGUUGCCUUAGAUUGUGAAAUUCCUAAUGAGUUACCAUACAAUGACUACUUUGAAUAUUUUGGACCAGAUUUCAAGCUGCACAUUAGCCCAUCAAAUAUGACAAAUCAGAACACCCCAGAAUAUAUGGAGAAGAUUAAACAACGUUUAUUUGAGAACUUACGCAUGUUGCCCCAUGCUCCUGGUGUACAGAUGCAGGCUAUCCCUGAAGAUGCUGUUCAUGAAGACAGUGGGGAUGAAGAUGCUGAAGAUCCAGACAAACGUAUUUCUAUUCGUGCAUCUGAUAAGCGGAUAGCCUGUGAUGAAGAAUUUUCUGAUUCUGAAGAUGAAGGUGAAGGUGGGCGUAGAAAUGUUGCAGAUCACAAGAAAGGAGCAAAAAAAGCUCGAUUAGAAGAAGACAAAAAAGAGAUAGAGGACAAAAAAGCAGAUAUUAAAGAGGAAGAUAAAUCCAAGGAUAGCAGUGGUGAAAAGGCUGACACCAAAAGCACAAAGUCGGAACAGCUCAGCAAUCCUUGAGUAUAAAGCCUCACAUCAAUUAAAGGACACAAUACUAAAGUGGGAAAAAAUGCUAAACGGAACUUUUUCAUAUGGGAAAAGACUGUUGAUUUUCAUUUUGUACAAUUCGGCAUGGAGCGUAUUUAUUUUCAAACAACUGUGUUUUGUUUUUUGCAAGUUGUAUUGUGUGUUUCCUAAUUAUGAUGCUGAAAUUUGUUCCUUCCAACAGGCUUUAAGUAAUAGUAUUUAAAAUGGAUGUGAGUUAUUAUGUUAAACGUCUAAACUGAUCUGUUAACAUUUGCCUUUUCCUGAACUGAUUUUACCCCUUUUUGUAACUAUAUCUUUAUUAAAAAAAAAUUGUACUUGG